This is a messenger RNA of Gadus macrocephalus (Pacific cod), 1612 nucleotides long. RefSeq lists its product as uncharacterized. NCBI's taxonomy places the organism in Eukaryota, Metazoa, Chordata, Actinopteri, Gadiformes, Gadidae. Gene Ontology annotation, molecular function: protein binding. Gene Ontology annotation, biological process: positive regulation of peptidyl-tyrosine phosphorylation; positive regulation of T cell migration; positive regulation of cytokine production involved in immune response. Gene Ontology annotation, cellular component: external side of plasma membrane. The transcript is spliced from 9 exons. The annotation marks the transcript as partial. The record is from RefSeq and is a predicted model, not a curated record.
ACAUCGGUCAAAGAGCUUGCGCCAAACAAUUUUGGUGAAGGAACAGCAGAUAAAGACACAGAGUGCCUUCACUGUACUGAUGGAACAUUCUCAAAUGGCACAUCAACGUCUUGUCAGAACCACACAAAAUGUGAAUCUGUGGGACUGAAACUGAUGAGACCAGGAACUGAUUCAACUGAUUCAGAAUGUGGAGAACAUGGUCCACAUAGAGGACUAGUGGCAGGAAUAGUAAUACCAGGAGUCGUAAUGGCUUUGAUAAUCGGAGGCCUUAUUCUGCACAAGAAAAAAAGAGAAUGGAGAUUGACAUCAAAGAUGGAGACCCUGAGCCAGGAGUUGAGCCAAGGCUGCUGUCUAACAGGGAUUUACUCUCCUGCACCAACCGGCGACCAACAAGAACAUCCCACAACUACCCCUGCUGCCGCUAUGGAUGAUCAUGAUGGUGACCAGAGUCUGGGUCCCCCUCAAGUCCCACAUAAUGGAUCUGUCUCACUCCCACAACAUCCUGAGGAGACUCAGACUGUCCUCUUCAGGACAGACGGAGGACAGGAUCUCUGUCCCUCUCAGUCUGAGUCCCCCCUCCUCCUCCCGGUCCACCCCCCUCACUCUGGGUCCCCCCUCCCCCUCCCAGUCCACCCCCCUCAGUCUGGGUCCCCCCUCCCCCUCCCGGUCCACCCCCCUCAGUCUGGGUCCCCCCUCCCCCUCCCGGUCCACCCCCCUCAGCCUGGGUCCCCCCUCCCCCUCCCGGUCCCCCCCCCUCACUCUGGUGCCCCCCUCCCCCUCCCGGUCCACCCCCCUCAGUCUGGUGCCCCCCUCCCCCUCCCAGUCCACCCCCCUCAGUCUGGGUCCCCCCUCCCCCUCCCGGUCCACCCCCCUCAGCCUGGGUCCCCCCUCCCCCUCCCGGUCCCCCCCCCUCACUCUGGUGCCCCCCUCCCCCUCCCGGUCCCCCCCCCUCACUCUGGUGCCCCCCUGCCCCUCCCGGUCCACCCCCCUCAGUCUGGAUCCCCCCUCCCCCUCCCGGUCCACCCCCCUCACUCUGGGUCCCCCCUCCCCCUCCCGGUCCCAGUCCACCCCCCUCACUCUGGUGCCCCCCUCCCCCUCCCGGUCCCAGUCCACCCUCCUCACUCUGGUGCCCCCCUCCCCCUCCCGGUCCACCCCUCUCAGUCUGGGUAGCAGGGAUGGAAAUGAACGCCCGCCACACGCCAUUUGCCCGUGGAUUUGUUUGGUGGCGGGUGAAUUGUGUCACUUCACCCGCCACUGUGUCGGGUGAUACUUUCAAGUAAGGUCAGAUCAAAUUUGCAUGUUUAAUACUGUAAUGACCUCGCCGGUGACAUAACGAUGUCCAGUCAUAAGUAUUUGAAGGAACUUUAAUGUAACAAACCAGGUCACUGAAACCCGUAACCAACGGCAACAAUCAACACGAACAACAACCGGUUACCCGGGAAACCCCCAACCCGGUCCCUUCAACGUAGAGCUCCCCCACCAUCCUGUUCUCCCAAGCCCCUCCCCCAGCUGACCUGAUGAUUCGCCCCCCACACUGAUUGACAAUAAGAACAUUCCAAUGCAUGCACACAGAACAACUGGCAUAUUAAGCCCAGUUCAGACCAAAGAUUCA